AAGAGUAGCAGUUGGUUCUCCAUCGACGACAGAGAGACUCUAAACUGCCCCUCUUCCCCAUCAGUCCGGCAAUCAACAGUGAUUGGGCUUUUCAUGGCUUUUAAGUAAGCAAGCAUAGCCCAGAGACAGAGAGAGAGAGAGAGAGAGAGAGAGAGGAGGAGGAGAAGGUCUGAGAGUCUGCAGAUUGAAAUCAUAGAGUAGAUUAGGAUGGAAGAGAAGAGCAGAGCUUGCACUGGAAGCCAAGAACAAGUAGCGCCAUUCGUAGCAAAGACGUAUGAGAUGGUGGAGGAUCCAAGCUCCGACUUCUUGAUCCGGUGGGGGAAGAAGAACAACAGCUUUGUUGUGGUCGACCCCAACGACUUCUCGUGCUUCCUCCUCCCCUCCUUCUUCAAGCACCGCAACUUCUCCAGCUUCAUCCGCCAGCUGAACACCUACGGGUUUCGGAAGGUGGAUCCCGAUCGAUGGGAGUUCGCGCACGAGUCGUUCCUCAAAGGGCAGACUCACCUCCUCCCUCUGGUCACGAGGAGGGGGAAAAGCGAAGGCGGGUUGCAUGGGAGCAGCAGCACGGACGGCGUGGAGGGGGAGGAAGAGCGGGUGUUACUGCAAGAGCUUCAUAGGCUGCGGCAGGAGCAGAAGGCACUGGAUGAGGAGGUCACGGUGAUGAGCAGGCGACUGCAGGCCACCGAGAGGAGGCCGCAGCAACUGAUGUCCUUCCUCGUUAAAGCAGCCCAGGAUCCCAACCUCCUGCAAAGACUCGUGCAAUCCAAGCAGCAGAAGCAGCAGGCGUCCAUGAAGAAGAAGAAGAUGCGUCUAUCUGCUGCUCUUCCUCUUCCGAAAGAUCAUGGAAUCUUGCUGCCCUUCGGUGAGGUUUCAGCGAUGGAACCAACGACGUUUGACCCUUUAGGGAUUAGCAGUUUUGAUUACGGUGGUCUUUCUGUGAGAUCCCAACCCGAGUGUAAUCUGAGGGGGACGAGCUCAGGAGCAGCAUCAUCACUUGCCUUCCCGUACUCCUCGCUCGACCGAGGAUUUCUCUAGCUAACCUCACGUGUUCAUUUGCUGCAAAAACAAAAAAAUCUAUGAGCUCGAACCCACUAAACGAAAUUUCACAUUUAGCCGCGGUGACUGAUGGGAGGAGCGGACGCAGAGCGACGGCAGGGCUUGAAAGAGACGAAGAAGAGGAACGGGGUUCCGGGGCUUCGCUUUCAGACGAGGGGAGGAGGCGGCGGCGGCUGUGGCGGGCGGAAGAAAAGGGUGGCACGGGACGCGCGGCAGUCCGAGAGAGGCCAGGAGGAAGACUGGGAGCACGGGACCGUUGACCGAAGAGUAAUAAUAAUACUUCACUUACCCGUUCACACCACACCCUACAUUGAACCUUCGACUUCUUGCCGGUCCGCUCACGCCGUUGUUGCUAUUGCUGCUGGAGAGAAGGAAAAGGGCCGGUCUUGUGCUGUGGGGCCCUGUGAGAGUAAGAGUGCGUAUAGUGUUUAUUAAUUACUCCGAUCAUA
Molecule: messenger RNA, 1505 nt
Organism: Musa acuminata AAA Group (dessert banana)
Lineage: Eukaryota; Viridiplantae; Streptophyta; Magnoliopsida; Zingiberales; Musaceae
Product: heat stress transcription factor C-1b-like
Exons: 3
Coding region: 208-1035 (275 amino acids)
Biological process (GO): cellular response to heat; regulation of transcription by RNA polymerase II
Cellular component (GO): nucleus
Molecular function (GO): DNA-binding transcription factor activity; RNA polymerase II cis-regulatory region sequence-specific DNA binding
Source: RefSeq, a predicted model, not a curated record